GCAAACGUCGUUCAUUGCGAGUGGCGAAGAAUUUUUAUAUCUAGUAUAAAAAAAAUAAAAAAUAAAUAAGUAAAAAAAUUCUCUGCUGUAGAAAAUUUUCUCAAUACAGAAAAAAAAAAAAACAAGUAUUUAUUUUUUAAUUUAUUGAAAACGGAUUUUAAUUAAAACAUUAAACGCCAUAUAUUCAAAUAAUAAAAAUCAAAAAUACAUUUUAGAAUUUUCGUUUUAAGUUAUAAAAAAUUCAUCGGAUUAGAAACUUCUCUUGUAGUACUGAAGAAAAAAAUAUCAAAGAAGAAGCCAUUCUGGAAAACGUCAUCUUCAUCGAUUUAAAUACCUACUUACAAAGAAUAAAUUCUUUUGGAAUAUUUUUGUAUAAAGACCUAAACUAAUGGGAGCGGUGAUAAUAUAUUCAUUUUGAAGAGAUGUUUUUAGUUCAAUAGAAAAAAAUUUAUGUUUAAAAAUCAAUAUAACAAGAUUUUCAAGUUACAUUAUGUAAAAAUGUAAAAUUUUUUUUUAUUUUUCAUGUAAAAUCUUUAAUCGUUGAGUGUUUAACCAAAAAAAAUUCAUAUUUUAAUGCAGAAUUGGCACAAGCAAGAAUUUAAUUCUAUAACUCUCUAAAUUUAAACAGAGUAAUGAAAAAAGCUUUUCUAUUCAAUAAUAGAGAAAUAAAAUAGUGAAAAAGUGAUAUAAAUUUUGAAAUAAAUAAAGAUUUUAAAUGUGUAUAUAGUAAAUAUACAUAAAUAUAUACAUGGACAUAUUAAAUGUUUGAAAAAUAAAAUAGUUAAAUAUAUUAAAAAAUAUUAAUAUAUAAUUAAAUUUAUUUAGUAUUAAAACACCAACAUAAUUCUUAUUUAUUUUCAAUUUCUUUAUUUUUAUAAGAAAACAUUCUUUUUCCGUUCAUUUAUUGUAAUACGAGGAAAAAAGAUUUAAAAUAUAAAGCCAUCAUCAUGUCUAUGGCAGGGCAAACAAUCAAUGAUAGACUUUUGGCUGCUAGACAUAGUUUAGCAGGCCAAGGUCUCGCAAAAUCUGUUUGUAAAGCAACUACUGAAGAGAUGAUUGCACCUAAAAAGAAACAUUUGGAUUAUUUAGUCCAUUGUACAAAUGAACCAAAUGUAUCCAUUCCACACUUGGCUAAUUUACUUAUUGAACGUUCACAAAAUACAAAUUGGAUAGUGGUAUAUAAAGCGCUAUUAACAACGCAUCAUCUAUUAGCAUAUGGAAAUGAGAGAUUUAUACAGUACCUAGCAUCUAGCAAUUCAUCAUUUAAUUUAAGUAAUUUUGUCGAUAAAGGAGGGCUACAAGGUGUCCCAAAUGCAAGAUUAGGUUAUGAUAUGUCACCGUUUAUUAGACGAUAUGCAAAAUAUUUAAAUGAAAAAGCCCUAUCAUACCGUACAGUUGCUUUUGAUUUUUGUAAAGUAAAACGAGGAAAAGAAGAAGGAUCCCUCCGAACAAUGAAUGCUGAUAAAUUAUUGAAAACAUUACCAGUUUUACAAGGACAAUUGGAUGCAUUAUUAGAAUUUGAUUGUCAAGCAAAUGAUUUAGUGAAUGGUGUUAUAAAUAUGUGUUUCAUGCUAUUAUUUAGAGAUCUCAUACGUUUAUUUGCAUGUUAUAAUGAUGGAAUUAUAAAUUUAUUGGAAAAAUAUUUCGAUAUGAAUAAGAAACAAGCAAGAGAUGCACUUGAUUUAUACAAAAGAUUUUUAGUUCGUAUGGAUAAAGUUGGUGAAUUUUUAAAAGUUGCAGAAAAUGUUGGUAUUGAUAAAGGUGAUAUACCAGAUUUAACGAAAGCACCUAGUUCGUUACUGGAUGCAUUAGAACAGCAUUUAGCUCAAUUAGAAGGAAGAAAAUUAUCUGCAGCCAAUACACCAACACAGUCAGCAAGUAGUAACCAAAAGAACGUAAAAAGUGGUGUAACUGCCCUAUCUUCCACUAGCUCUUCAUUUGGAACUGCUGUUGCCUCCAAUAAAUUUGAUUCAAGUGCAAAUGGUAUUGAUGAAAGUAUUAAGGCACAAGCAUUAGCGGAAGAAGAAGCUGCUAUGAAUCAAUAUAAAGUAAAUUCGAAAGUUUCUUCACCAACAAAUCAAUUAACAAAUCCAUUUUUGGCAUCACCACCUGCUUCAUCUGCAAAUACAAAUAUUGUUGAUUUAUUUGGUGGAGAUGGUGGAGCUGCACCAGCACAAACAAAAACAUCCGAUGAUUUAUUACAAUUAAGUAAUCCAUUUGCAGAUAUGUUUGGUGCUUCUGGCGGUGCUGCAGCACCAACUGGUCAAGCAGCAGUUCAAGGUGCUUCAACAUCAAAUAACCUUAAUAAUAACGUUUGGAUGAGUAAUGGUUUCAACGGAACACAAUCCACAACGAAUGCAUUUGUCUCAGAUAGUAAUUUCUCUUCUGUAUUUGGUAAUACAGAACCAACUGCAGUUGUCAAAGUUUUGGAUUUAUCAGCUGCUGAUGCUCCAUUACCAAAUCCAUUUUAUGAUCCAUCUGAUGAUCUUUCAAUUGGAGGGCAACAGCAUACACAACAAUUACAAUUUGAUUUACAGCAGCCUCAAUCACAAAUAUUUCAACAACAAUCUCAACAACAAUUUUUAACAGAUGAUAGCACUCAAGCUGAAUUACAACCAUUUGCAACAACAGUUGAUGAAUAUAAAAAUUCUAUAAUUGUUAGUAAUAGUAAAACUACUACAGUUAGCAAUUCUACAGCUAGUACUACUGCAACGCCUAGUAAUAGUGAUAUUAAUGUUGUUACUGAUAAAGUGACAACUGUUACAGCAGUUGAAAUCGCUAGAAAAUCAAGUUUAACUAAUAGUAAUAAAUAUUCGAAUGAAAAUCGUCGUCCAUCUGCUGUUGAUGAUUUAAAUGAAACAAUACGUUGUAUAAUGGGUACACCAAGAAAAAUGUCAUUAGCUGAAUUAAAAGCUGAAUCAAUGGACAAAAGCUUUGAUGCAUUGGGUGAUGUAUUAAAGCCAGCUAAUACAUCUACACCAUCACAUAUUGGUGGUGUACAACAACAUGUUCAAACUGGAAAUGUUCUUGUAACAGGUACGACGCAAUCUCAACAGCAACUACAUCAACAACAACAACAACAAACUGGUCAACCUGGCAAAAUAAUUACCGGUGAUUUGGAUAGUUCAUUAGCAUCACUUGUAGAUAAUUUGAAUAUAAAUAAAGCUGGUAAUACUGGAAAACAAAUGAAUUGGAAUUCACCUAAAAAUCAAGCAAAACCAGGUGCAAAUUGGUCACCUCAACCAAUGGCAGCAACAACAGGAGCUGGAUAUAGACCAAUGGCGCAAGGCAUGACCGUAAGUCCUGCACCAAGCACAAUUAAUCAUCAGUUUAUUCACUCUAGUUAUCCUGUAAUUCCUAAUUUUAUUCAACAGCAGGGAAUGCCAAUGAUGGGAGCACCGGCACCUGGUGGUGUUCCAAUGAUGACACCAGCUGGUAUGGUGCCUAUUAUACAACCCGGUUUACAACAGCAAAUGAUGCCAGCAACUGGUGUCGUAGCACCUGGUAUAAUUUCAAUGCAACCUCAACCUGCAGCAGUCACAACAGCUCAAAAUGGUAAAAAUAUACAAUUGGAUCCGUUUGCUGGAAUGUAAAAUUAUUUAAUAAAAUCAGAUUUAAAAAAAAAUUAUUAUUAAUUAUAAAUAAAUAAAAUUAUAAAAGAAAAAAUGUUACAAAAAAAUUAUGAUAUGUAUUUACGUACAUAUAUAUAUAUAUAUAUAUAUAUAUAUAUAUAUAUAUAUAUAUAUAUUGUAAAGAUAAAUAUAUACAUAAAAUAUAUUAUAUAAAUUUAUUUAAUUUUAAGUCAUUAAUAUUAAAAUUCAUGAAAAAUCAAAAAAAAAAAAAGGAAUUAUGUAUAAAUAUAUUGAUUAUAUAUGAAAUAAAAAAUAUAUACAUAAAUAAGAAACAGAGAUAAAGAUGUUCUAUUACCUACUAUUAUAAUAUAAAUAAAAAUUUAGAUAAAUAAAUGAAAACUAUAUGAAAGCAUAAAUUGAAAAAAUUUAAAAGAAAAAAAUUAAUUAUAUAAAAUUGUGAAAAAAUUCAAAUGAUUAAUUAGUAAUGAAAAUGUAUAAUAGUCCAUUAUGAAUUAAAAAAAAAAUAACUAAAAGAAAAUUAAAUAAAAUAUAAACUUU
This is a messenger RNA of Condylostylus longicornis, 4130 nucleotides long. It is a transcript of the gene lap, whose product is annotated as phosphatidylinositol-binding clathrin assembly protein LAP. The transcript is spliced from 18 exons. Gene Ontology annotation, cellular component: clathrin-coated pit; synaptic vesicle; extrinsic component of presynaptic endocytic zone membrane. The record is from RefSeq and is a predicted model, not a curated record. Gene Ontology annotation, biological process: clathrin-dependent endocytosis; synaptic vesicle budding from presynaptic endocytic zone membrane; clathrin coat assembly. Lineage: Eukaryota; Metazoa; Arthropoda; Insecta; Diptera; Dolichopodidae. The coding region runs from base 948 to 3593 and encodes 881 amino acids. Gene Ontology annotation, molecular function: 1-phosphatidylinositol binding; SNARE binding; clathrin heavy chain binding.